This is a messenger RNA of Myodes glareolus (Bank vole), 918 nucleotides long. RefSeq names its product olfactory receptor 4A15-like. Gene Ontology annotation, cellular component: membrane. Gene Ontology annotation, biological process: G protein-coupled receptor signaling pathway. The record is from RefSeq and is a predicted model, not a curated record. Lineage: Eukaryota; Metazoa; Chordata; Mammalia; Rodentia; Cricetidae. Gene Ontology annotation, molecular function: G protein-coupled receptor activity; olfactory receptor activity.
AUGGAACAAAGAAAUAAUGUGACUGAGUUUGUUCUAUUGGGUCUCACUCAGAGUCCUGAAGGGCAGAAAAUAUUAUUUGUUGUGUUCUUGGUUAUCUACAUUGUGACAAUGGCAGGCAACCUGCUCAUUGUUGUGACUGUUGUGGUCAGCCCAAGUUUAGAUGCCCCCAUGUAUUUCUUUCUUGGCUACUUAUCGUUUAUGGAUGCUGUUUAUUCAACCACAGUUACACCAAAUAUGUUUAUAGACUUACUUUAUGAGAAAAAAACUAUUUCCUUCCAAGCUUGCAUGACACAACUUUUUAUAGGACACUUAUUUGGUGGUGCUGAGAUUUUACUCUUGGUCGUCAUGGCCUAUGACAGGUACGUGGCCAUCUGCAAACCCUUGCAUUAUCUGACCAUCAUGAGCCAACGUGUAUGUGUUCUGCUCUUGCUGCUGGCCUGGGUUGGGGGUUUUGUGCAUGCUGUUGUCCAACUUCUCUUUGUAUAUAACCUUCCUUUCUGUGGUUCUAAUGUCAUUGACCACUUCAUAUGUGAUAUGUACCCCUUAUUAAAACUGGCCUGCACAGACACCUAUGUUAUUGGCCUUACGGUUGUUGCCAAUGAUGGGGCAAUCUGUGUUGUCAUCUUUAUGCUGUUGCUAAUUUCUUAUGGGGUCAUUCUCCACUCUCUGAAGACUCUCAGUCAGGAAGGGAGGCGCAAAGCCUUAUCCACCUGUGGCUCCCACAUCACUGUGGUAGUCCUCUUCUUUGUUCCCUGUAUUUUUAUGUAUGUGAGACCUCCUUCUACUUUACCAAUUGAUAAAUCAUUGACUGUUUUCUAUACUGUUAUCACCCCCAUGUUGAACCCCCUCAUAUAUACUCUGAGAAAUGCAGAGAUGAAAAAUGCCAUGAGAAAACUUUGGACGAGAAAAAGGAAAUGA